Molecule: messenger RNA, 2540 nt
Organism: Porites evermanni
Lineage: Eukaryota; Metazoa; Cnidaria; Anthozoa; Scleractinia; Poritidae
Source: the annotation of a GenBank genome assembly
AUGGAGUACACUUUGGAACAAUUAAACUAUUUUAGAGCAAGUUACAUCGCCUUCAACUUAGUUGCCAAAGGGCUUCGAAAAGUCUUCAAACAAGAGUGGGAUUUCCUUUACAAGACAACUCCAUUUGGGGAAUGGAAAGAUAUUUCAAAAAAUGGCUGCGAUUUCUACAAGAAAGAAUCACGAAAGAGUCACAAAAAGAAUGCGCGACAUUUAGUGACGAUACAAAGGGGGAACACUGCAGAGUGGGAUUGCAGUUGCCUGUUUUUUGCAAUUUUGCACUCGGAUUGCAUUGGCACUACUCUUAGUCCAGUAGUCAGAAACGAAGUUGACGAUCUCAGACAAGUUCGAAAUGAUAUCGCUCACUUGAACGAGGUUGAACUUACUGAUGCUGAAUUCCAUCAUUAUGUAGCGCGAGUGUCAGCUGCUUUUAAUUUACUGAAGCUUCCAUUAAAUGAAGUUGAUGAUAUAAAAAACCAGACACACUUUCCAACAGCUCAAGUAAACAGCCUUAAAAUGCAGGCUGAUAAUCUUAAAGCUACGUUGAAAACCAAAGAAGAAGAAAUCAAAAAUCUAACCUCGGAACUACAAUCGACCCAAGCCACAUUACAGACAAAGCAGGAAGAAGUAGAAACACUUACUCAGGAAAUCAAUUUCAAAGUCGAAUCUUUCUGUAAUCUGACAUUUAAGCCAUCACAUCAUAUCAUCAGAAGAUCAAACGAUGUAACAAGGAUCUUGAAAAAACUAGAAGAGCUUCAAAAUGAAAGCAAAGGAGCGAUCAGCACCAUUUAUUUAUCAGGAAUUCCGGGCUGCGGCAAAACUCAAAUCGCUCGACAACUGGGAGAGGAGGUUUUCGACAAGUGGUCGCAUAAAAACGAUGGUCUAAUAUUUGUUGCAACGCUGAGUGCAGAAACCCUUGAUUCACUUGCAGCCUCCUAUUCCAGUCUGGCAAGACAUUUGGGAAUUACAGAAUACAUUUUAACCAGCCUCGAGACUUCUACAAAGGGGGAUCCAAGAUACAAAAUCCAGUAUCUAAAGCAAGUCAUUUAUCCAAAGACAAAGCAAUUCUCUAAUUGGCUUAUAAUAGCAGAUAAUGUUGUCGACCUAUCCUCGAUUUGUGGUGAUCUGCCCCCGACCGGCAGUGAAGAAUGGGGCCAUGGUCAGGUCCUAAUAACUACUCAAGAUAGCAGCUCAAUACCCUCCAAUGCACCACUUACUUACCAUGAGUCUCUUAGCAAUGGAAUGCAUCCCGAUGACGCAGUGAACCUAUUACGACAGGUAUCUCAGAUUCAGGAUCAGAACCAAGAUGAAAACGUCGCUGAAGUUCUUGAGUAUCAGCCACUUGCUUUAGCAGCCGCUGCCUUUUAUGUUAUGACGCAGUGAACCUAUUACGACAGGUAUCUCAGAUUCAGGAUCAGAACCAAGAUGAAAACGUCGCUGAAGUUCUUGAGUAUCAGCCACUUGCUUUAGCAGCCGCUGCCUUUUAUGUACAAACCAUUGUGGUCAGUGGUUCGCCGAACUUCAGUUGGAAAAACUACUUGGAGGCCCUUUCCUACGGCGAACGUGAAGCUGCAGAUAAACUUCUUGCCAAGCAGAACAUAGCGUAUCCCAAGACACAGUCUAGUGCCAUUCAAAUGGCAAUUAUGAGAGCUUUAGAAUCUGAUGAAGUUCUUCGAGAAGUAUUGUAUUUGUUUUCUCUAUGCGCACCUGAGUCUCUUCCGAUGGAAGUUGCGGUUGCCUACGUGAAAUUACGUAUCACUGGGCAAACAGAAGAACUGAUCAAAGCUAAACUUUCUAGUUUCUCCUUAUUGUCGUGUUUGCACGACAACGAGGACCCAGAGAAAAAGGCAUAUACUUUUUUAAGGAUGCAUGACAUUGUCCAUAAAGUGCUUGAGUCAGUUAUAUUAUCUGAAAUAGAAACAAAAGAUAGAGUUCAGUGCAUUUCUGAUGUGAUUGAGAUCUUUCACUCUUUAAUUGUAACGAACAGAAAUCUGUUACAUUCAAGUAGGAAUGCGUUUGCCAAGUUAAGUUUAAUUACGAGUCACUGUAAAGUAUUACAGGGAUAUGUCAGCACCUAUUUCGAUAAUUCGGAAACAUUUCUGAAUGCUGUCACUCCUGGAAAGUUAGUUUCGUGGCUUUCCUCAACUGCUGAUGUUUGCUGUGGUCUUAGUAAUCCGUCGGAUGCAUAUUUUUUUGGUAGGUCAAGCUGUAAGUUUAUACAUUCUCUUCUUGACUUUAAAAACGACAAAAUGUUAAGAGCCAACACUUACAGCAUCCCAGGAAAUGUUUACAGUGACCUUGGCGAGUACAGUGAUGCUAAAGAAUGGUAUGAGAGGGCUCUAAUAAUUAGAAAAGAGAUUUACGGUGAACACCAUAGUGACAUAGCAGCAAGCUACAACAAUCUGGGUAAUGUUCACACGGACCUUGACCAGUACAGUAAAGCUAAAGAAUAUCAUGAGAAGGCUCUGGUCAUUAGAAAAAAGAUUUACGGUGAAAAGCAUGGUGACGUAGCAGCAAGUUACAACAAUCUGGGAAUUGUUUAG